AUGAAACAAGCACAAGAUAGACAGAAGAGUUAUGCAGAUCCAAAGAGGAAGAAUAUAGAAUUUCAAGCGGGAGUUAAGGUAUUUGUAAAAAUCACUCCUUAUAAGAAAGUGAUGAGAUUUGGAAGGAAAGGAAAGCUUGCUCCUAGAUACAUCGGUCAAUUUGAAGUGUUAGAGAAAGUUGGCAAGAUGGCGUAUAAACUUGCAUUACUAGUCAGUAUAGACCGGAUACAUAAUGUGUUCCAUGUUUCUUUGUUGCGAAAGUAUAUUCAUGAUCCUUCUCACAUACUUCAAACAGAAGAAGUGGAGCUAAAAGAUGACCUAAUUUAUGAAGAAUGUCCAGUUCAGAUUCUGGAUAGAAAAAUUAAAGAACUCCGAAACAAGAAUGUACCGCUUGUUAAAGUAUUGUGGAGAAAUCAUAAUGUUGAAGAAGCAACAUGGGAGGUCAAGCAAAACAUGAAAGAAAAGUAUCCAGAUCUCUUCAAUUAA
Molecule: messenger RNA, 486 nt
Organism: Pistacia vera
Lineage: Eukaryota; Viridiplantae; Streptophyta; Magnoliopsida; Sapindales; Anacardiaceae
Exons: 1
Coding region: 1-486 (161 amino acids)
Source: RefSeq, a predicted model, not a curated record